Molecule: messenger RNA, 5954 nt
Organism: Lates calcarifer (barramundi perch)
Lineage: Eukaryota; Metazoa; Chordata; Actinopteri; Centropomidae
Product: androgen receptor
Exons: 8
Coding region: 308-2605 (765 amino acids)
Biological process (GO): regulation of DNA-templated transcription; male gonad development
Molecular function (GO): sequence-specific DNA binding; zinc ion binding; DNA-binding transcription factor activity
Source: RefSeq, a predicted model, not a curated record
UAAAUUUGCCGAAUUAAUCAUUCAUCUCCCUGCUUUUAUGUCAGUGGGGGAAAGUGCGAUGAUCCGCAGACACAAAACUCCUCUCCUGAAUUCAGUUUAAAUCAAACCGAACUUGAGCGCCUCUGACUCUGAAGAUCUCAGUUUAGGAGGAGUUUAUGACUCCUGUAGCUCUCCCAGGACCUUUACCCAAAACGUUUUGUACAGCGUGAGAGUUAGGCUGAGGCGGUGGUAGCAAAUUCACUGGGACCUGCGGAGACUUUUGUCGUGCAAAGUUCGGUCUCCUGGUCAAGUGAACACUUUGUGGGAAAUGAGCCAAACUAACCGACAGUUAUCUUAUGACAAAAUCUGGCCAGCGGGGGAGAAAUUAACGACAGGCGACGCUAUGAGCGCUCCCAGCAUGUCGCUGAAAACUGAGGAAAGUCGGUUUUAUUUCACCAGAAAUCCAACAGGAACCGGUGCUUGCAGGCUUAAAGAACCAGACAGUGCAGACGUAAACGUUUAUGGACCCGGGCACAUUAAUCUGCAAACCUGUGCCAUGGAAAAACACUGCUGUCAAACAGCUGCUGCUCCUCAGGAGUUGGUAAACGCUGGCUGCCGUGUGGGCGACAACCCCUCUUUUUCCGCCUGCGCCACAAUCUCAGAAACCGCCCGGGAGCUCUGCAAAGCUGUGUCCGUUUCCCUGGGUCUGGCCAUGGAGUCCAACGACACGAGCGAGGUGGACGUCGCUCUCCCCCCGUGUGCCGCGAGUGACCAUAUACGCGGGGAGAAUCUAUUUGGAGUCGGAGCGGUGCCUCUGAACUGUCCCGGAGCCCAGGCUGCCGGUGCAGAGUACAGGUGCCCCGACAGAGGUGACCGGCCCCUGCACGGCCAGAAGCAACUGGUGGAAGUGUUCAAAAGUUCAGAUCAAGCUGCGCCCCUGCACCACUUCACCUCCACUCGGACAUCUGUGGAUGAGCAAAACUUCACACUGUGCGAGGCUGAUGACAUAACUUCAAAAGAGAUAGACGAGCUGGACACGGCGCGCGCUGCCUCUUGCCCUUAUGCCCCAUCCGCACCAGGCAGCCUGGCACGCUCUGGCCACACGACUGCGGAGAGGCCGUGCCGGGUCUACAAACCCCCAGGCGGGACGAUGGACUCCGUGGAAGCCGUGGAGAGCAAGUUCGGUGGUUAUCGGCCAGAACAAUACGGCGUCAAAGUCAAAUGUGAGGACAGCGAAUCUGCCGGGCCGCCGUGGGCCGGUAAUUACACUUUUAAUGAGAGGUACAACUCUCAGGUUUGGGGCUCGAGGCACUGCGUGAAUGCGCAAGGUGCGGGAGCCAACGCCGCGUUCAUAUGUAAUCCAUACGAGAGGAGCGUCAUGCGGUCUGAAGAGUGGUACCCCGGCGGGAUGCUGAGGCCGUCCUAUCCCAGCUCCAGCUACAUGAAGACUGAAGUCGGCGAAUGGCUGGAUGCCACUUACAACGACACGAGGUAUGAGGCUGGCAGAGAGCACAUGUUCCCCAUGGAGUUCUUCUUCCCACCACAGAGGAUGUGCCUGAUCUGUUCAGACGAAGCAUCUGGCUGCCAUUACGGUGCACUCACCUGUGGCAGCUGUAAGGUUUUCUUCAAAAGAGCUGCAGAAGGCAAACAGAAAUACCUGUGUGCAAGCAAAAACGACUGCACUAUUGAUAAGCUAAGGAGGAAGAAUUGUCCAUCUUGUCGGCUGAAGAAGUGUUUUGAAGCUGGAAUGACUCUCGGAGCACGUAAACUAAAGAAGAUUGGACAGCAAAAAAACCCUGAGGAGGAUCAUCCCAUGCAGGACCCUGCAGAGGUCAUGCAGAAUAUUUCUCCUAAAUCAGGCCUGAACUUGAACUCCCAGAUGGUCUUCCUCAGCAUCCUGGAGUCCAUUGAGCCCGAGGUGGUGAAUGCGGGGCACGACUACCGCCAGCCAGACUCAGCUGCCACCCUACUCACCAGCCUCAACGAGCUGGGAGAGAGACAACUGGUCAAAGUGGUCAAAUGGGCAAAAGGACUACCAGGUUUUAGAAAUCUCCAUGUGGACGACCAAAUGACUGUCAUUCAGCAUUCAUGGAUGGGGGUGAUGGUGUUUGCCCUGGGAUGGAGGUCCUAUAAGAACGUCAAUGGCAGGAUGCUUUACUUCGCCCCGGAUCUUGUGUUCAAUGAACAUCGGAUGCAUAUUUCCACCAUGUAUGAGCACUGCAUACGGAUGAGACACCUCUCACAGGAGUUUCUGCUGCUGCAGAUCACCCAGGAGGAGUUUCUCUGCAUGAAGGCCUUGCUCCUCUUCAGCAUUAUCCCAGUUGAGGGUCUGAAGAGUCAGAAGUACUUCGAUGAGCUACGUCUCACUUACAUCAACGAACUCGAUCGGCUCAUUAACUAUCGAAUGACGACCAACUGUUCUCAGAGGUUCUACCAACUCACCCGACUCCUGGACUCUCUCCAGAUGACGGUAAAGAAGCUCCAUCAGUUUACAUUUGACCUUUUUGUCCAGGCUCAGUCGCUCCCCACCAAGGUCAGCUUCCCAGAGAUGAUUGGAGAAAUAAUCUCAGUACAUGUACCAAAGAUCCUGGCAGGUUUGGCUAAACCGAUCUUGUUUCACAAGUAGAAGGAUUUUUUAUAUCAAAAAAUAACUGAGCUCUGCUGCCUCCAUAAACUUUUUUAAAGGCUUUGCACUGUUUCCCCACAUGUUUGAUCUAAUAGCUUUUAGCCCUGUCCCGUGAUCAUUAUUUUAUUGCUCAAGUUUUUUUUUGUUUGUUUGUUUGUUUUUGCCUUGUAGCCAUAAUUAAAUUUUUGUUCAGAAAGCUUUUUAUCUGAAGAGCUGCAAGGCAUCACCUGUUGACAGCAGUCUGUAAAUUAUGAUCACAGAAACCUAAAAGUAUCAGGGUUAAAAACAUUUUUAGUUUUGCAUGUGACCUUCAUUAUACAUUCACUUGAUGAGGUACUAAAAACAAGAGAAGAAGAGAUGGCCCAAAGAGGAGAAAUACAAAAACACAGAAUUGCUGCCUUCAGGUGCAAGCUCCUGCUUGUGAAAAUGAGAAAUAACAAUUUAAAUGUUUAAAACAAGAAAUGUGUAGGUUUUCAAAUUGUCACAUAAUUCAACAUACUUUUUAUCAAACAUUCAGACAGGUGCACAAAAUCCAGAAAUCUUGCAGUGGCAUUAAAUGUGUUAUUACUCAGUGUAAAAUGACCAGAGUCAUUACUAGCAAUCAGUGUAGAUAAGACACGUGAGAACUGCAACUGUAAAACACAAACUUGAUGUUGUCAUGGUACUUUGAAAACCGGAUUUUCCUGCAGGGUAAAUGUAGUUGUUGUGCUGCAGGUGGGUUAUUAAGGCUAAAGCCUGUGUGGACAUGUGAUGUCUCAAUUAUAACCAAAAAAUAAAUCUUGAAAUUAGAAACUGAGUAGAGUACUUGUUACUGAUACAGAUAUCCAACUAGGUAAUAAUUAAUUACCUAAUGGGCUCACAUGCUUCACAACAGCAGAAAAUUAUCUCCCAGUUGUUUCUCUAUUUACACACUUAUCACAACUAAAGACUGUUUUAAAGUACUUCAGAAUUUACACGUUGUCUUCACGCAGUACAUUGCCCUUGUUUGACUGAGGCAGCUCAGUACAACGCAGACACAUCCAGAGGACACUUCAUACUUAUUGUCGCUCUGCACUUUUCCUGUCAGGUUAGCAGCAAAUGUGUAGAGAUGUUUUCUUGAUGCCACUAAAUUUUAAUUUAUAAAAUAUGCAGUAGAGAAACUUGUUAAAGCAGGUACUUGUCAUAAGUGAGGUUGGAGAAAAUGGAACAAUUUGUCUAGAAGUUUUGAUACUGUAUUACUGUACUGCACUAGUUUAUAUACAAUAAGUAAAUAUUAAAUUGACUUUACAAUCCAACCCAAAGGCAACAUGAAUCUUACUGACAGUAAACUUUAUUCUUACCAUAUUUAUCCUGCAUGAAAUCUUGGUGAAUGUUGCAUGAAAAUUUAAAUUUAUUAUGAAACAAUUUGAAGAAACAGUUAAAAAGUGGCUUUAGAAAGAAAUUGAUCCCAUCAGAUUAUUUUAGAUUUUUACCAUAAACUAUGUAAAAGCAAAGCAAGAACACAUGACAAAUUAUAAGUGUUUGUUUUAGUUUUUUCAGGAGAUUCAUUGAUAAAACUAAAAUAAAGUCAUUAGCUACAACGCAUUAGGUUCACAGCUCUUCACUCGUCUGCCACCAUCAUUGCCAGACAACAUGGUUUUGACAGCUUCACGCUGAGAGCGGCGGGUUGCAGCGGCAGGGAUUGGGAGAAAGGAUGGCAUUAAAUACAGACAAAUGCUGAAUGAGAACUUGAUUCACAGUGCCAGAGAUCUCAGAUUAGGGCAGUAAUGUUCCAACAGGACAACUCACAGCCAGCGUAAAACUGGAAGGCCUUCAGAUGUAGAAUGUGAAAGUCCAUGGCUGGCUCUGCCAAACCUCAGAGAUAAAGACAGAGAAAAAAAAAAUUAGUGGAAUGCUUUGAAGAAAAAUGAUCAGAGACGCUUAAGUGGAGCUAUUGGAAAGUGUUACUGAUAAUUCACUGAGUUGAAUUCAAUUAUUAGUUUUUGUAUAAACCGAGCUGGAAAAACAUAAAGGCACUUUGUACAUACAGUCACACUCUGCGCGAUGCAGGGUGUAAUUUACACCAAAAUUGUAUCUUUGAGUUAAAGAUCUACAGUUGUAGCAGAUUAUAAUUUCAAUCCAACACAAACUAAAUUUCAGAUUAACUCCUGUGGCUUGUUAUGCAUUAUUCAAAAAUGUUCACAAUGUUUUGUAACUCUGUAAAUUCAACACUUUGUAACAACUUGUUUUACAAGCUCAUAGGUGCAUGCAUCAUGUGUUUGUAUAACUGUUUGUGUAACUUUUAGCUUUACAGAACGCAACGCAUGGACGUCCAUGUACCCAUCCAGUUACCUGUUUAUUGUAUAAUUACAGAUGGUGUCAUCAUUGCUCAGUGUGCCGGGACAUAUACCAGAAGGCAUGAUAAUAAUUUGUUGUACAGUGUAUAGUGAUGAGUUGACAAUGACAGUUUCACAGUUUUUUGUAACGGAUUCACUCAUAAACUUUGGUGAACUGUGUAGAGUUGAUAUCUCCGUGUCUUCAGCUUGUCUUUUUAUACAAUAUUUGCUUUGUGAAAAGGAAUGACGGAGAAAGGGAAUCCAGUCACCGUGGAGAAGUAGAGAUGAUCAGUGAGACUUGACCCCAAAACAACAACUUAAUUACAGCCCUGAAACUUGAAUAAAUCUGCCCUCUGCCAUUUGAGAAGCAGCAGUUCAUUGUAAAAUUGAAACUAAAUAGUCUGAUGAAGACAUGACAAGAACCCAGGUGAUAUCAUGUGCAAGAACAGUAGAAGUACCUGUGUUUUAAAUAUGCACAUGAUGCUUAAGUUUUGAAGAAAUUCUAAAUUUUCAGAAAUAUCUCUAUUUAAUCUCUAUCAAGCCUUCUUACAUGUCCUGAAUGCACUACAUUGUAAGACUGUUGUUAACAGUUAACAGAUUCUUUAGCCUUGAAAUUCAUGCUGGUUCUAAAUAAUGUAUUUUGUUUGUUUGUUUGUUUGUUUGUUUGUUUUUAAUUCUGUUUAGCUUUAUUAUGCAUUACACAGGGGGACUUUGAAGGCAUGAGUGCCAAUGAGCCACAUACUGUAGAUGCCCCUGUAAAAUUUUUAAUACUAAAAUGAUUUAAUCACAGUGUUUGUAUGAUGUCAAUGGACGAACAGCUGGUACGUGCCCAGUGUACUGCAUAUUAACCUGCUUCUUUGUACAUGAAACAGUAACUGUAUAUAUUGAUCUGGUUUAAUGUCUGUUUUGGUGUCCGGACACUUGACUUUUAAAGUCAUCUCUUGUAUGAUUUAUACCUUUUGUGACCUGUUGUGUGUUUUUCAAUAUGUAUGUUUUUCAAAGGUGUAAAAGCCGCAUCAUCUUUUAAAAGCAAUUAAAAUAAUUCUGACUCAGAA